This is a messenger RNA of Opisthorchis viverrini, 5156 nucleotides long. RefSeq lists its product as hypothetical. The transcript has 29 exons. Gene Ontology annotation, biological process: translation; valyl-tRNA aminoacylation. Gene Ontology annotation, cellular component: cytosol; ribosome; cytoplasm. Gene Ontology annotation, molecular function: mannosyl-glycoprotein endo-beta-N-acetylglucosaminidase activity; ATP binding; structural constituent of ribosome. The annotation marks the transcript as partial. The record is from RefSeq and is a predicted model, not a curated record. Lineage: Eukaryota; Metazoa; Platyhelminthes; Trematoda; Opisthorchiida; Opisthorchiidae.
UUGGAACUGACACCCCUCUUCAACUGCGAUUAUUUCUGGGAUGAUAUUGGGCAGUGCAGAAAGGCUACACGGAGCACUUCUCGCAUACUUUACUGCCAUGACAUGGCUGGAAAUUAUCUUGAGGCGGACAAAAACUAUGGGUUUACGUCUGUUUUUCCAGCUUUCCGGUUUACAAGAUGGCACUUGAUUGAUAUAUUUGUUUACUUCAGCCACAACUUGGUCACUGUGCCUCCGUUGUCCUGGAUCAAUUUAGCUCACAGGCAAGGAGUUCGGGUUUACGGCACUGUCAUCUUUGAGAAAACGGACAGCUUUGAUUUUAGAUCAAUAUUUCGCGAUGCCGAACCCAAAACGCUCAAUCACCUUGAAUUCGCAAUGCAUUUGAACAGGGUGCGUAAAACCCUAUCUUUUGAGGGAUGGCUGCUUAAUUUUGAAGUGAAUCUGCCUGAGAAUCUGCCGGAGGGUGAAGAUGUGAUCGGCGCAUCCUCUAUCAGGACGAAACCCAGCUUGUUUUUCACAAGUCCACCUCUCCCUGUUUUCAGUCAACCGUCGAAAGAUGAGGCCGGAGAGCACUUUCGAUGCUGCAGCUACCAGGUCGAUGCCAUGGUGGUUGUCACACAGCGUCCACCUACCCUUUUUGAGGAUGAGAAUGAAUCUCGAUAUUUUCCAUUCUGCAGACACUUUGUUUUCAGUCCACACCGCACCAAUAAGCUUUGUCAGAUGCGUCACCAGGGAUCUUCCGCCUUCUUUGAAGAGGGAUGGGUACAGGCCGUUCGGUUCGGUUCCGGUGCCUUCCCAAGUUUCAGUACGGACACUUCGUACUUUAUCUCUUCUUCCGACGGGCGAUUAAGAGCUCAGGAUGCCGAGACAUCAUCUCGUGUGUUUGUUGGAGUCGAUUGUUUUGGCCGGGGCUGUCCGGGUGGGGGUGGCUGGAACACGAACGUUGCUCUUCAGCUUAUCUUGGAAGCAAUGCUUAAGCGACCCCAAAGGCCGCUUUCGGUAGCGCUAUUUGCCCCUGGUUGGCCUUUCGAAAAUUGUGACCUAACCAGAGCGACUGGUGACCGAAUAGCUGCUCAUCAGUUGAUUAGUGAGGCGGAUGAGAAAUUCUGGUCUCUCCUAGAACCGUGGCUUACCCGAAUCCGCGGAGCAUCUCAGGGUUGCUAUGCCCUGUAUCGACCCACAAUCCUAUCUCUUCCAGGAGGCGUCUUAACCUCGGAGGAUAAAGCAUCCGGUGUUAUUUUGCGGACAAAUUGUUGUACAGGACAGGGGCUGCUCAAUGGGAAACAGGCGUAUGGCAGCAGCAUGCGUUGUCAAAACCUUCGCUCACGUCACGCCCUAUUGUUACUGAACAGUGCCUAUGGCACUUCCCCGUCCCUUUAUUCCACUCGUCGUGCAUCUGUUGGGGAAAACCGAACUCAAAAUGUCACUCCGUUCGGGUCCGCCGUCACUAGACUACGUGUCCCGGUUCCAGAGAAGAGUCAAAGACUUCCUCGUGGUGAGGGUAUUGGCGGAGGUCCCGAGGGGAGGAUGUUUCAGCUAAGGCGUACGCUGUCCGCCUUAUUCGACGAGGAACGGAUCGAGUUAGCCUGGCAAGAAGCCACAGAAGCUCGGUUAUAUGCAGAACGGCUAAUUCAGGAGGCUAUACAGUCAUCUGUGGAACAAGACAACGUCGCUUUGGUAAAGCUGUGGCUGGACGCACCGUCCGAUCAGGUCGUAAAGCUGAAAGAUUUACCGGUAUCUUUCAACCCAGCCAUAUUGGAGUUGGCAAUGUUUUGGUUGCAGAAGCCACAUUUGAUCGAGAAGCUGUUCAAGCAUCGCGUGCUCAGCAAGCCGAGUGCUUGUGGACGAUUUUGGUUCCGCACCAAGAAUGUCAGAGACCAUGUCUUUGUCCGGACAGUUGGAUGCUUUUCGACCGUACCUGGCGUUUUGGAUGCGAAAUCUGAAGCCCCAUGGAAUCUUUUGGCCACGUGUUCCACCUACGAUCCAAAGCUAGUCGAGGACCCACAAUUAUGUCAAAAGUUAUGGGACGCUUUGCAGAUCGCGAAUCCCGAGUUACGGCUCAAACAAAAUCCCAAUGCACCGGUUGUCAGUCUUCUGCUACCACCGCCAAACGUGACCGGAUCCCUUCAUAUUGGACACGCUCUGACCUGCGCCGUUCAGGAUGCAUUGGCCCGAUUUCAUCGUAUGCAAGGUUCAGCAGUAGUUUGGGUACCUGGGANGGAUGGAUCAGCCGGUAUUGCAACUCAGACAGUGAUCGAGCGAGACCUACGGAAUCGUGCUUCAUGCUCCUCUGGGAACAUGAAUAACCCGAGGCUAGAACUCGGUCGUGACGCGUUUGUGCGUGAAGCGUGGUUGUGGAAGGAACGCCAGGCCUCUAGAAUUCGCGAGCAGUUGGACAGUCUUGGUCUCAGCUUGGAUUGGAACAGAGAAUUCUUCACACUUAGUCCGCGGCAUUCACGAGCAGUGACUGAAGCAUUUGUUCGCCUUCACGAAUCUGGACUAAUCUACCGCGCUUCACGCAUCGUCUCUUGGUGUUGCUCCCUGCAGUCAGUCAUUUCAGAUAUCGAGGUCGAUUGUCUAGAACUACGUUGUGCCACCUUACUUACAGUGCCAGGUUACGAAAAGCAGCAGCAAUUCGGGAUCAUGGAUUAUUUCGCCUAUCCGUUGGCCGAACCCAUGCCGAAUUCGCCGAAGGCUGUGAAAGAAUGUCGCCCUGAAAUUGUGGUCGCUACAACCCGCCUGGAGACGAUGCUGGCGGACACUGCCCUUGCUGUUCACCCGGAAGACCCACGGUACAAGCAUCUUAUUGGUAGGGAAGUUGUACACCCGUUCUGUCCCAUCCAUCGUCGUCUACCCAUCAUAGCCGAUUCCCAAGUUGUAGAUCCUGCAAAAGGCACAGGUGUCGUCAAAUUGAGCCCCGGUCACAGUCAGGUUGAUUGGGAAUGCGCCAAAACCCACGGAUUGCCGAUCCUUAACAUGCUGGAUUCUAGUGGAAAAGUGACAAAUUUGGGUGGUGAAUUUGCAGGCUUGCCUCGCUUCGUUGCCCGUGAGCGGCUAGUUCAACGCUUGACUGACCUUGGUUUAUAUCGGAAGCGUGAGGAUAUUGCAUCCUUGGGAGAAGUGACCGUCUUGCCAAUCUGUUCCCGAUCGGGUGAUGUUAUAGAACCGAUUGUGCGCGAACAAUGGUUUCUCCGAACGCAAGAAAUGGCUGAGCAUGCUAUGAAAGCAGCUGAAUCUGGCCUUAUAAAGUUUCAUCCGUCCUACCAGAAGGACGUUUGGUCUGAAUGGUUGUCACCCGGGAAGCAUCGGGAUUGGUGCAUCAGUCGGCAACUCUGGUGGGGUCACCCGAUUCCGGCCUAUCGAUCGAAAAAGACUGAUCCAGCGAAAGAUGAGACCACUGGCUGGGUGAUUGCGCGUUCCAUGACCGAGGCGGAGAAGCAACUUUCGGUUGAGUCCUCACGGAUUGAACAAGAUCCGGAUGUCUUGGACACUUGGUUCAGUUCCGCACUGUUGCCGUUCAGUGUGUUCGGGUGGCCUGAUGAGACAGUCGAUUUGAGCCGUUAUUAUCCACUACGAUUGCUUGAAACGGGGCAAGAUAUCCUGUUUUUCUGGGUUGCUCGUAUGGUUAUGUUGGCCUUGCAGUUGACCAAAGUCGUUCCUUUCAAAGAGGUCGUUCUCCACGGACUUGUUUGUGACUCUCUCGGACAAAAAAUGUCGAAAAGCAAAGGGAACGUUGUUGAUCCCAUGGAUUUGGUCCACGGUAUCGGUACGCUGUCCAAGACAACCGUCGGUCCGGCAAUUUCUGUGAUCGGUGCAGACGCUCUCCGCGCAUCUUUGCUCUCUUGUACACUGUCUCAACCAAAAGUUACCUACAGUCAGGAAAUUGCCUUGGAUAUGCGGAGGUUUUGCAACAAGAUUUGGCAAACCGCAAGAUUUCUACUGAUGCGUUUCAAUAAGACGGAUUCCAACUCUGUCUUCGAUAGCUCGACAGAAGACGCAUGGCGGCAGAUAGCUGAUAAUAGCACAGUGAGUUUCUAUCGCUCUCUAAUUAAUGAGACCGUUCAUCUGCAACAUGUUCGUUACCUGGCUGCCAAGACAUCUGGAGAAAGCAUGAAGGCUGAGAUAAUGCCAGGUUGUCCAAAUCUCGACAGAAGAAGUCAAGAUGCUAAGGUUGGGUGUGAACCACGAACUUUCCGGUCAGACCUGAGCCUGGCUGAUCGUUGGCUCAUUGGCAGGCUAUCGACACUUGUCAGGCAAAUAAAUUACUCUUGGGCCGGAGAAUCGGAUCUCCUCGAACAAACCGGACUUGAGCCGUUCAACCUCUCUUUUGGAGUCAAUCAAUUGCGUCUCUGGUGGAUGGAAGAUCUAUGUUCUGUGUAUUUGGAGAUUCUGAAGUUCCGGGAGACAACCAAAACAAACCGUAGUGAUGUGUCCCUGCGAAUCGCCCUGACCGCCAUCGAAACUGCCCUAUAUGUUCUUCAUCCAAUCAUGCCACAUUUGACAGAAGUAAUCUGGCAAGAACUGAAGUACCCGGUUCUCUCAGUCGAGCGGCGAUCAAUUGCCUUGCAGCCCUUCCCAUCCCCUUCUUGGUUUCCCCCGUCAUUGAGUUUUUCCUCCACUCUGGACGACCAAAUGAAAUCCCUGCUUUCUUUGGCAUCAAAUGUGAAGUCCUGGCGACCUCUGUUGAGACGAUCAAAUGUGGAGCGGUCAAACGAACCGUCAUUGUAUUUAUUCAGUGCCGAAGGAAUCCCCCGACCGGAUGAAGUCGAAGUCCUGACAGCAUUAACUCGGGUUCCGUGCGUAACUGACGCAGAAUCCUUGCCUGUGCAUAGAAUUUCCCUAAAAUUGUCAGAAGAUUCUCCAUGGCAGUUAGUCCUGAGUACGGAGUUGUUUGACCUCCAGUGGACACAAAACGAAUUGCAGCAACGAGUGGACUCCCUAUGCAAACGACGUGCUCAGCUAGUCGAACAGGAGUCAAAAAACGAUUCGGAACAGCAUAUCCGUGCCCGACAACAAAAGAUCCUUUCACUUGAUGAACGCCUAUCUGCCUUGGCUCACCAGCUGCAUGCGUUCACGAGCCGAUACUGAAUGUGUAGAUAUUCUUUCUAUUUUGAGGUGUUGAACCCUUGGUCUACAUAAAUAAAAACGUUAUAUAUUAG